AGAGAGAGAGAGAGAGAGAGAGCGCAAUAAUGAAGCACGAAGGCAAGUACCAUUUCAGCCACGAGCACAUAAUGAUACCCAUCGAACUAGACGAAGACGACGAAGUCAAAUGCAACGCCUGCGAACAGCUCCUCACGGAGCCGUUCAUCGGGUGCCCGCCUUGCCAAUUCUUCCUCCACGAGAACUGCUUCCAUGUUCCUCGGUCAAUGGACCACCCAUCGCACCCCUCUCAUCCAUUGACCCUCGAUCCAACGCCUCCACAUCCGUACACCUGCAAUGCGUGUGGGUCCCACGGUAAAGCCUUCGGCUUCGGAUGUGGGGCCCACUGCGAGUUCCAUCUCCACUUGCGAUGCGCAAUCUUGCCCGAGACUUUUUCGUACGACGACGAACACCCGCAUGGUCUCGAGCUAGUGUUCGAACCACCUUCGUUCAAGAAUCUCGGAACAAGUGAUGAUAGUCAACUAGUUAAGAUUCCGUGUUACAUAUGUAACGAAAAUCAGGUUUCGUGGUUGUACUAUUGUGAAGCAUGCGAAUACGUCGCCCAUCUCAAAUGCUUGUUGUCGAAAUACGAAGAGAUGGAAUCGUAUGUUGUUUCUGAUUAUUCGUCCGAUCAAGAAGAUGACGAUUAUGAUGACAUCAUUCAAAACCUUCGGAUUUGAUGGGGUGAUGCAUGUGACAUAUAAUCACCCAUAUCUAUAUAUGCCUGAUUGAUGUUUUUAACUUUAACUUUUUAGCAUCAAAGUGAAAUUCACUUGAUUUUUUUAUUUG
Erythranthe guttata (spotted monkey flower) is the source of this 768-nucleotide messenger RNA. RefSeq names its product protein VACUOLELESS GAMETOPHYTES. NCBI's taxonomy places the organism in Eukaryota, Viridiplantae, Streptophyta, Magnoliopsida, Lamiales, Phrymaceae. The record is from RefSeq and is a predicted model, not a curated record.